AUGGAUCUCAUUCACUCUGCUGUUCUGCACAGUGUGAUGACCCUAGUAAGCACUUAUCUGGUAGCCUUUGGAAACAAAAAUGUGAAAUUUGUUCUCAAGCACAAAGCAGCACAGAAGAGGGAGGAUGCUGUUUCCAAAGAAGUGACUCGAAAACUUUCAGAAGCUGAUAAUAGAAAGAUGUCUCGGAAGGAAAAAGAUGAAAGAAUCUUGUGGAAGAAGAAUGAAGUUGCUGAUUAUGAAGCUACAGAAUUUUCCAUCUUGUAUAAUAACACCCUAUUUCUGGUCUUGGUCAUUGUUGCUUCCUUCUUUAUAUUGAAGAACUUCAACCCCACAGUGAACUACAUUUUGUCCAUCAGUGCUUCCUCGGGCCUCAUCGCCCUCCUGUCUAAUGGCUCCAAGUAGAGCACAUCAGCUUCCCCCUACCGCCCUAGGCUUUGUGUCUAUGGGUGGCCUGUGGUAUACGGAAAAGUAGCACGGUGGUCAGGGUGGAAGACACACAAGCUGUUUUUAUAAGUCUGGAGUUUGAGGGUUUGAAAAACCCAACAAAAUGUAAUUCAAUAUUUGUUUAUUGGCUCGUUUUUUUUUUUUGACAGAUUGUUGAAAUUAAAUGA
Messenger RNA from Physeter macrocephalus (sperm whale), 611 nucleotides. RefSeq names its product translocon-associated protein subunit gamma-like. NCBI's taxonomy places the organism in Eukaryota, Metazoa, Chordata, Mammalia, Artiodactyla, Physeteridae. Gene Ontology annotation, cellular component: membrane; endoplasmic reticulum. Bases 1 to 402 code for a protein of 133 amino acids. The record is from RefSeq and is a predicted model, not a curated record. Gene Ontology annotation, biological process: SRP-dependent cotranslational protein targeting to membrane. The transcript has a single exon.